GCCAGAGACAAGAAUUGUUUGUAUGGACAUACAAACAAUUCUUGCCAGUUGCAGUUCAAGGUCAACCAAAAUAUGUAUACCUUGGAUGCCACUGAUUCUUUUGCCAUUGAGCAACCAUCUGGCACCUAUGUCUACGACAUAGUGCCCGUCGCUGGUGGCAUCGUCUCCAUCUCCUCUGACGACACAGUGCGCCUCUUCGAUCCAUCAAAUCUUCAACAAGGACCAGUGUACAGCGUACCGACACUUAAUCCGGAGGUCACGUGCCUCGAGGCUCUCGAUCACCAAGGCUCCAUUGUGUGCACUGCAGGGAGAGACGGCAAGGUAACGAUUCUGGACUUGCGACAGCAGUCGCGAGUAGCUCAAAUAGGGACUGGACACAACGCCCCCAUAUUGUCUCUCGCAACAUGCAAAGAUGCAUAUGCAGUUGCAGCGGGCACGGAACUUACCAAUGGCCAAGCAGAGGUUAUUAUAUGGGACACCCGAAGCCUCAAUGCCCCAAGGCUUCAAUACACAGAAAGCCACAACGAUGAUGUUACAGAGCUUCAAUACCAUCCCACCGAGACGUCUAUGCUGUUGUCAGGGUCAACGGAUGGGCUUGUUAACCUGUACAACACGACGAUACUUGAGGAGGAAGAUGCUCUUCACCAAACACUAAAUCAUGGCUCGUCCAUCCACAAGGCAGGAUUUCUCAAUAACCUUGACAUAUUCGCAUUGUCGCAUGAUGAGAAAUUUGCCAUAUAUCCAAUGAUAACAAACACAGAAGCCAGCGUUGAAGAGCCACCAUCAACUCAGUUUGGCGAUUUACGAGAAAGCCUUGGAUGUGAAUAUGUGGCAAGUGUGUUUGGUAGACCCAAUGGAGGUGUUGUUGGCAUUGGGAGUCACAGCCAGUCAAAUUUUAGCCUUGUGCAGCUUAAAAAUAGUCCCCCUUGGGCAAUCUCGACCGAGUCACCUGUUACGUUAUCUGGUGGCCAUGGUGGGGAGGUCGUACGCUCAUUCUGCUUCUUAGACGAGUUUCGCAUGAUCAUAACUGGUGGCGAGGACGGGCAGAUAAAGGCAUGGAAGUUCGACGGGUAGCUAAAUUAUCACCUCGAAUUUUCCAUUCUCAAUUCUCCCAUGUAAAGUGAAUUGUUUAACUAAGAAUUGUUCAUAGUUUGUAACUCAAUAAAAAGGGCC
Pseudogymnoascus destructans is the source of this 1173-nucleotide messenger RNA. RefSeq lists its product as uncharacterized. Gene Ontology annotation, molecular function: protein binding. The record is from RefSeq and is a predicted model, not a curated record. NCBI's taxonomy places the organism in Eukaryota, Fungi, Ascomycota, Leotiomycetes, Thelebolales, Thelebolaceae. The coding region runs from base 73 to 1074 and encodes 333 amino acids. The transcript has 6 exons.